Molecule: messenger RNA, 2422 nt
Organism: Nannospalax galili (Upper Galilee mountains blind mole rat)
Lineage: Eukaryota; Metazoa; Chordata; Mammalia; Rodentia; Spalacidae
Gene: Prr7
Product: proline rich 7, synaptic
Exons: 3
Coding region: 1447-2256 (269 amino acids)
Source: RefSeq, a predicted model, not a curated record
AGAUAUUUAGAAACUUCCUUUUAUUAAUAUAUUCUGAGAGAGUACCAGCCUGUUAUGUUGCCCAGUGGCCCUGAUUUUUUAGUUCAAGCCAUCCUUCUGCCUCAUUCUGAGGGAGUUCAGGCCUGUACCACCACACCUGGCUCUUGACUAAUAUUUCUAAUUCAGGUAUGCACCAUUACCUACAACCACAUAAAUACCUUUUCUGACCCAGGACUGUUUUUGCCCUUUGGGCCAGGGAACCUCUAACUAGUGCCAGUUUCCUCGGAACAUUGCUGUUCCUGAGGGCUCAGGAAAAGGAGAACAACAGAUUUAAUUAACUCCCAGUGACUGGCAGCAUCGUGUUUUUAUCUGGGCUGCGUCGCCAUGGCAGCCUCCUGGUGGGGUUGUCGAGGGGGCGGGCAGAGCUAUUGUUCCUGUCAUUGUCUGCUCUGGAACACAGGCCGGGAGAAAAGGACUGACAUGGGCAGUCAGAGAGUCGGACAGGAGCCAUCUGGAAAGAAGAUGGGAUGGCCAUGGCCUGGCAUUCUUUCAAGCCUGGGGUUCCAGCUGAUUGUGGGCACCAAAGCUGAGUUAAGAGUGUGUGGGUGUGCCAAGGGCAGGGUGGUUCCUUGGGAAGAAAACCAUAAAGAAGUACUCUCCACCAGCUCAGGCUCGGGCAUUGUGGCUAAGCCUAGGUUCAAAUUAGUGCUGCCAUCGAAAGCUUUUGGUGAAGGACUUUCGAGAAGGGCUCAUUUUCUGUUGCGUGGAGAUGGCAAACUGUUACUGCCUGCUGCCCUUAACUAAGCGGUCCGGGCCCCUUGGCCCUCUGCUGUGAUAGCAGGUGGAACGAAAGAUGCCCGUUUGUAGUGAGUGCUGGACCAAGUGAUUCGGAAAGGCAAAUCUCAUCUAAUUUUCCCUCUGCAAAGAGGGAAAGGAAUUGAUGGAAGGGAGGGGGCGGCUUGGAGUAAGAAUGGUGGAGGACUAGUGGGUCUGCGCAUGAGUAGGAGGCGGGGGAAGUCGAGUUGGGGCUGGAAUCAGGCAGACAGUGGCGCCUAGAGGAAGGAAAGGGCCUGGCCCACGCCCAGCGUGCCGCGUCGGGAGCAGACAAACGCACAGCCCCGUGGCAUGCAGAGGCAGCCACCCAUCGGUCCGUGCAGGCACGGCGAAUAGUUGGAGGCCUCAGUGCAGGGCAAAGCCGGGGCCAGGCGGGCUGCACGUUGGGCUCCAGGAGGUCGCUCGCGGCCCCGGGUGAAACAGGCCCGCGCUGGCGGCGCCAUGGAAAGAAGCGGGCACCAAAGCUGCCCCUCGCCGGCAUGCGCGCGAAUUGAACCCCGCCGCAGGCAGCCCCCGGCCGCAGGUCCCCGAGUGACGCUGGCGGCACCUGGGAGCGUGGCGCGGCCUCGGGGCCACGCCGAGGAGCCCAGUGUCCAGUGAAGCAGUCGAGGACCUGCCGCUCGCGCCGCCGCCAUGGUGAUGUCCCAGGGCACCUACACGUUCCUCACGUGCUUCGCCGGCUUCUGGCUCAUCUGGGGUCUCAUCGUCCUGCUCUGCUGCUUCUGUAGCUUCCUGCGCCGCCGCCUUAAACGGCGCCAGGAGGAGCGGCUGCGCGAGCAGAACCUGCGUGCCCUAGAGCUGGAGCCUCUCGAGCUCGAGGGCAGCCUGGCUGGAAGUCCUCCGGGCCUGGCGCCGCCUCCACCGCCGCAUCGCAGCCGUCUGGAGGCGCCGGUGCACCCGCAUUCGCACGUGCACGUGCACCCGCUGCUGCAUCACGGGCCGGCGCAGCCGCAUGCGCACCCGCACCCACACCAUCACGCACUGCCGCAUCCACCACCGCCGCAUCUGUCAGUGCCGCCCCGGCCUUGGAGCUACCCGCGUCAAGCGGAAUCCGACAUGUCUAAGCCACCAUGUUACGAGGAAGCGGUGCUGAUGGCCGAGCCGCCGCCGCCCUACAGCGAGGUGCUCACGGACACACGUGGCCUCUAUCGCAAGAUCGUUACGCCCUUUCUGAGCCGCCGCGACAGCGCGGAGAAACAGGAGCAGCCGCCUCCUAGCUAUAAGCCUCUCUUCCUGGACCGGGGCUACACUUCGGCGCUGCAUCUUCCCAGUGCCCCGCGGCCCGCUGCCACCUGCCCUGCCCUCUGUCUGCAGGCUGACCGCAGCCGCCGGGUCUUCCCCAGCUGGACCGACUCAGAGCUCAGCAGCCGUGAGCCCCUGGAGCACGGAGCUUGGCGCCUGCCGGUCUCCAUCCCCUUGUUCGGGAGGACUACAGCCGUAUAGAGGGGCGCCCGGCGUCCCGGGCCCCACUGGCGAACUCCUGGCCUGACUGCGGGGCUUUUUAAAUGCUUCCCUUGGACUGCGGGAGGGGUUGGGGGGAGGGAGGGAUUUCUUACCCCGUUUGUUACAUUUUGAGGAUAAUAAAGGUGUGUGAUCUGCUUUGGUACAA